Pochonia chlamydosporia 170 is the source of this 1233-nucleotide messenger RNA. RefSeq names its product NADPH dehydrogenase. Bases 1 to 1233 code for a protein of 410 amino acids. Lineage: Eukaryota; Fungi; Ascomycota; Sordariomycetes; Hypocreales; Clavicipitaceae. Gene Ontology annotation, molecular function: FMN binding; oxidoreductase activity. The transcript has 3 exons. The record is from RefSeq and is a predicted model, not a curated record.
AUGGAUCUUGAAAUCGCAAAACCUCUAACGCUCCCCUGUGGGCUGACGGUCCCCAACCGCCUGGCGAAAGCAGCCAUGGCUGAAGGAUGGGGCGACAAGAACAAACUGCCUCAUCAACGCUUAAUAGAAACUUAUGGUUCCUGGGCAGAUGGCGAAUGGGGAUUGGUAAUGACUGGAAAUGUCCAGGUGGACGCAGCAUAUCUCGGCACACCAGACGACAACGCCAUCAACGGCGCCAUACCGCACGAACAGCAUUUGAAGUCAUGGAAAGCAUGGGCCCAAGCUAGCAACAGAAACGGAACACCAACCAUCGUUCAAUUGAACCACCCUGGCAGACAAUCAUUACCCGGAGCUGGAUCCCAUGGAUACUUUGGAAAGACCAUCGCUCCAAGUGUAGUCCCGGUUAAGCUGGGAGAGGGUUUGAUUGCCCGAUUUAUGAGCUGUCUAGUCUUUGGCAGUCCCAGGGAAAUGGACUCAACCGAUAUUCAACACGUUGUUAGUCGCUUUGCUGAAGGUGCCAAACUCUCCUAUGAAGCAGGGUUUGCUGGUGUUGAGAUUCAUGGCGCACACGGCUACCUAUUAGCCCAGUUCCUGAGCGCAAAGACGAACAAGAGGAAUGACGCAUAUGGUGGAUCUCCCAAGAAGCGGGCAAGAAUCGUUGUCGAGAUUCUACAGGCCGUGAGAAAGGUUGUGCCAAGGGAGUUCUGCGUUGGCAUCAAACUCAACAGCGUAGAUCAUCAAAGCCAACAGGAACUGGAGGAAUGCAUCGAGCAAUUGGAAGAUAUUGUCGCCGCUGGUAUUGACUUCCUGGAGAUAAGUGGCGGAACAUACGAAAAUCCCGAGAUGAUGACUGGUAAAGUUGGUGUGACGAUAUCAGAAAAGACUGCCGCCCGUGAGGCAUUCUUUCUUGAAUUCGCUCACGCAAUUCGUGACAGGUUCAAAGGUGUACCUCUGAUGGUGACUGGCGGGUUCAGGUCACGGCAAGGAAUGGAAGCGGCAAUCAGAGACGGUGGCUGCGACCUCAUCGGCAUUGGGAGACCAGCCGUUUUGAACCCAUUGCUACCCAAGAAUACGAUAUUCAAUAAGGAGGUCAGAGAUGAGGAUGCCAAACUUUACGCCAAGGUUGUUGCGCCUUCGUGGCUGAGUAGCUUGCUCGGUAUGAGAUCGAUCAACGGCGCGGCAGAAACUCUCUGGUAUGUGCAGCAGAUUCACAAGAUGCUGGCUCGGCUGUAA